Monodelphis domestica (gray short-tailed opossum) is the source of this 1489-nucleotide messenger RNA. It is a transcript of the gene BLVRA, whose product is annotated as biliverdin reductase A. Gene Ontology annotation, molecular function: nucleotide binding; zinc ion binding; biliverdin reductase [NAD(P)H] activity. NCBI's taxonomy places the organism in Eukaryota, Metazoa, Chordata, Mammalia, Didelphimorphia, Didelphidae. Gene Ontology annotation, biological process: heme catabolic process. Gene Ontology annotation, cellular component: cytoplasm. The record is from RefSeq and is a predicted model, not a curated record.
GGAGCUGUCAUUUCCAGAGCCAGGCUGGGUGGCCCCCCUCCUCGGCACCUGUCUUGGACCUGUCUGGUAACAUGGACAAGGGGCUGGGGCUGUUUUGCAGAGCGGCUACUCCCCACCCAAAGUCGCCCCGCGCAAAGACCCUCGGAAGAUUAUUGCAUUCCCGCGGAGCAGAGCACCAGAUGCCCGCCCGCCGGACCGCGGGCCCUCAGCCGGAGCCACUCCUCUUCGACCUAGCCAAGCCCACCCGGCGCUCCGCCUCCCCCUCCAAGGAAUUGUGCGGGCACCGCCCUCUCAGGGCCGAGCCUUGGCUCUCCCCGCCCCGUGUUCUUCACCAGCCCCAAUCAACUGGGAGAACAGGGCGCGGUCGGAUGGGCGCAGAGGCAGCAUGCUAUAGGCUGUCGGCUGCUCGCUGCUGGUUCUGGAGCGAGAACGAGACUAGGCGUAUCCGAGAGCGCCGAACCGGGAGAAAGCCAGAAAGAAUGUUUGGCGUUGUGGUAGUUGGUGUUGGCAGGGCUGGAUCUGUGCGGAUAAGGGAUUUGCAGACGCCCCCACCUCCUGCUGACCCUCUGAAACUGAUUGGAUUUGUGUCCAGGCGAGAACUUGGUAACAUUAAUGAGGCAAAGCAAAUCUCCCUGCAAGAUGCUCUUUCUAGUGCUGAAGUUGACGUCGCCUACAUCUGCAAUGAGAACAUUAGCCAUGAGGAGUAUAUCAGGCAGUUUCUCAGAGCUGGCAAACAUGUCCUUGUGGAAUAUCCAAUGGCUUUAUCUCUGGCAUCAGCCCAGGAACUCUGGAAGAUAGCAGAGGAGAAAGGAAAAAUCUUACAUGAGGAGCAUAUUGAGCUCCUGAUGGAGGAGUUUGCUUUCUUGAAAAAUGAAGUGGCUGGGAAAGAGCUAAUGGAAGGAACCCUUCACUUUACAGGGGGUCCCUUGGACAAAGGAAAGUUUGGCUUCAUUGCGUUCAGUGCCAUCUCUCGUCUGUCCUGGCUGGUGAGCCUCUUUGGGGAACUUUCCUUCAUCUCAGCCACCAUGGAAGAACGGAAGGAGGAUCAGUAUCAGAAAAUGACGGUACACUUAGAGACUGUGGACAAAAGGAGGCCACUGACUUGGAUUGAAGAAAGAGGCCCUGAGCUGAAACGUGAGCGUCAUGUAAAUUUCCUUUUUGAAUCUGGUCGCCUGGAAAGUCUCCCUCCUCCAGCUCAGGGAAACAAGAAUAUUUUUCUGAGAGACCAACAUAUAUUUGUCAAGAAGCUUUUGGGCCAGAUGUCCACAGAGGAUCUAGCCAAGGAGAAGAAACGCAUUUUGCACUGCCUGGAAAUUGCUGAUGAAAUCCAAAAGUACUGCUAACACCCCAAAAAAGAAGAGUCCAUGGGAGAAGAAGAAGGGGCAGUGUAACACCUCCAAGAAUGGAUUUCAGAGUUCUUGGCAUGGUCUUAGAAAAUGGUACUGGGUGGUGGCAGUGUUUAAUUUUUCCUAUUAAAGAAGUCUGCUUA